AUGCGCACUGCGCAUGGCAACCCCGGGACUCCCAAAAAGGUAUCGAGUUCUCAACGUUUCUCUUCCAUCAUGAGCUCUGCGUUUUAUCACAACACACGACCCAUCCUCUCGGAUUCCCCCACACUCACGUACGACGCACCCACAUAUCCUGGAUUGCAUGGCUUCACGGGCACUGCCGCACUCCAAUACCCAACGUCAUCUAUGCCUGCAGAGUACUUGUCUAUGCAUUCGAAGGAGCCCAUCUUUGCUACCCCAACAAGUGCUAUGACUCCACUGAUACCGGCCGAACACUGUAUCGCGUGCUACCCAAGGCGGGACUUUCCGGACUAUCACUACAGCCUCGGUCCCGGCAUGAUCUCUGUACGAAGUCCUGACAUCGAGCAGUACCUUGUGGCCCUUGCACGCAAGUAUAGUAUGGAGUCUGCGGAUUCGGCGCGUCUCAGUAGCGUCAAGGAAGUAAGGCGGCUGCUCGGAUUCCAGCACGACAGUGACCUUCCGGACAUGUGGUGCAAAUAUAUCAUAGCGCUCGCCGGACUGGCAACUUACCCCGAUCCUAGUCAUCCAGCACACGCUGCGUUGUGGGGGCCCGCGGUGCGCGAUCGUACUGCGGCGAUCAUACAUGAGAUCUAUGGAUACAAUCCGCCACUGUUCGACGGGUCUGUUGUAUACUUGCGGAGGGAGAUAUCUCCGCCUGACGUCCCCCCUGCACAUAGGGCGCAAAUCAUAACGAUGCCGCGCCACCGCGAGGCGGCUGCAGCCGAUGUUGCCACUAACAUCGCACCAUCCGAUUCCGAUUCCGAUUCCGAUUCCGAUUCCGAUGAGCCACCUCGCAAGCGCGCGCGUUUCGUACACAUUGCGCGGCAAGGCGCAGACCCCAACAAAGUCUUUGACGCGCUUGUAAUGUCAAGAUCAAAGCCAAAACUAGAGCCGACACGCCGCUUGACACGGCAGGCUGCCAGACUCGCCGCGAUCGUGCCAGAACCUCCUACGUACCGUGGCCAGAGUCCGGAGGAUGCAAGCACGCGCUCGAGCACAGCCGUGAGUUGCGAUUCAGAGGAGACAGCCCUGGACACAAUCGCAACCACACGGUGUCGCAAGAGGAAAGAAAGAGAUGGCGAUGAUGUGCGGGAUGAAGGAAGCGGGGAGCGCGAAGACGAAACGGACGCGCUGCCCGCGGAUAGACCGCGCAAGACAUCAUGGGAGAGUAAACGCGCCACAUCGACGAGUGCAGCCAAGGGCCCUACGCGAUCACAAGGAAGUAUCAAUGCUGCGAGGGUGUCAAUCACAAGAAUGCGCAAGUCUAGGAAGGCAUGA
Postia placenta MAD-698-R-SB12 is the source of this 1314-nucleotide messenger RNA. RefSeq lists its product as hypothetical. The coding region runs from base 1 to 1314 and encodes 437 amino acids. The record is from RefSeq and is a predicted model, not a curated record. NCBI's taxonomy places the organism in Eukaryota, Fungi, Basidiomycota, Agaricomycetes, Polyporales, Adustoporiaceae. The transcript has 4 exons.